UGCGCAGUACGCGGAUGCCUGGGAGUGUCUGAGCGGCUCGUUGGACGUGAACCCAACCCGCAGUAACUGAAGCCGAGAAGAGCAUCUGCAUGAACAAUGAACCGGCUGACUGGGAAGGAAAUAAUGUGGUGAAGCGGACAUGAACUGGACGUUUAUCAAGAGUGUCGUGUCGGGAUUGUACAAGAGCAGGGAUUUGCUGGACAUCUGUGGUGUGAAUGACCUCUAACGGUACAGGGAAUUUGUAAUUUCUAGUACUUUGUUGUCUGCAGAGUCAAUCCUCUUAAAGACUGAUAGUGUUAUAUUGGCGGGCUUGUGUUCGCUUGUUGAUGAACAUUCACAGUACCGUCAGUAUAACUGGCUGCAUAUCUAAAGGUUGAAUGUCUUAAUCUGAACAUCUUUAUCAGUAGCUGAUUAUUUGAUGGCCUGUGGUCUAUUAAAUUUUUUACCAAAGUGCUAAAUAGUUGCUGCAAAGUCAGUUCUUAAUUCAGUGUUUUUUAGUCCACUAAUUAAAUCAUUGCUUCUUAUUCACCUGCUUCAACCACAGAGGUGUGUUUUAAUUCACACCUUUACAUUUAGGACACUACUGCAUUGACUCACAGAGAUACUGGUGGCAGACAAAGCUGCUGGAUGUCAUGAGUUGGCCAUCUGUUGUGGGAACCUACUUAAACCUGCAAGCAGAUUAAUAACCAGUGAAAGGGUCCGAGGCAUCAGUCAGGACAUUUCUGUGCCAGGACUUCCCCGUGGAGCAGGAGGAGAUGCUGAGGGCCACCGUGGGCUUGGUGGAGGAGAGGGAUGAGGAGCAGGAGGACGAGGGCGAAGAAGAGUUGAGGGACGGAGGGGUGCCUUUCUAUGUGAACAGGGGAGGCCUCCCGGUGGAUGAGGAGACUUGGGAGAGGAUGUGGCGCCAUGUGGCUCGAAUCCACCCCAACGGCGAAGCUUUGGCAAAGGAGAUCCGGGGUGCCACUGACCUGCCCAAGAUUCCAGUACCGAGUGUGCCUACAUACCAACCUACCACCACUAUCCCACAGCGCCUGGAAGCCAUACAGAAAUACAUCAGGGAAUUGCAGUACAAUCACACGGGAACACAGUUUUUUGAAAUCAAGAAGAGCCGUCCUCUCACUGCGUUGAUGGACAUUGCUAAGGAGAUGACACGGGAGGCUCUGCCAAUCAAAUGUCUGGAGGCGGUGAUCUUGGGGAUUUACCUCACCAACAACAUGCCGGGUGUGGAGCGCUUCCCCCUCAGCUUUAAGUCUCAGUUCUCAGGGAACCACUUCCACCACAUCGUGCUGGGAGUUCACAGUGGGGGACGUUUCGGCGCGCUGGGCAUGAGCCGGAGGGAGGACCUCAUGUUCAAGCCCCUGGAGUUCCGCACGCUGAUGGACUUGGUGCAGGAGUUCAACGGGGCCUACAGGGGCUACUGGCACACCCUCCACAAGGUCAAGAUCGGCCAGUACGUGUCCCACGACCCUCACAGCGUGGAGCAGAUAGAGUGGAAGCACUCCAUACUGGACCUGGACAAGCUGACCAAGGAGGAGCUGCGGAAGGAACUGGAGAGACACACUCGAGACAUGAGGCUGAAGAUAGGAAAGCCUGCGCCUCCCUCUCCCACCAAAGACAGGAGAAACAGCAUGGGUUCACCCCACAGAGGGCCGAGCAGUCCCAUCCGCAGGAUCAGCCGCGUUGAGAGACGUCCCUCCGGAGAGAAGAAGGUCUUGGAACAAAAACCAUCCGCAGACAUGAACGGAUACCAGAUUCGAGUCUGAAGAAAGACUUUUUUGGUUUGCUUGUGAAACUUAAGGUACCACACAAUUGUCUCAUGAGGCCAUUGAUUUACUCUAAGGCUUAAUUCUUUGUCCACAUUGGCCUGUUCACGGGAUGCAGCGUUGAAUGGGUCACCAGCAACUUUUCCUCCCAAAAACAAAUGCCUCAUUCUGCUUUCUGAUGUCUGUGUUGUUAGAGGCUUUUUUUCUUGGAGCAGUUACUGUGCUUAGUAAUUGGUGCUGGCAAUGCUCCCAAAUGAUUAAAAAAGGGUCAAAAGUGCAGUAAUUUGUAAACAUUUUUAAAUAAGUUUUGCGUACACGAUGUGAAAUAUGUCGCUUCCCUGAAGCCGGGCAAAACUACCACUCAGUGUAAAUGUGCUACUAGACAUAUCAUAGGUUUUGUGGUGUUGUUACGUUCAACAAAAGCUCUUAAGGCUUGUCUGCAAUCUGUAUUGGCGUACUGUAAGUGUGCAAAUACAUGUAAUGUAAUUUUAACUCCACUUAGGCUCUGCUGGGCAGCAAGUGCUUGUGUAGUGACUAGUUUGUAAACCACUACCCCUCGUGCCUUGUACGACAACUCAAAGAGAAGAAAAACACUUUUUUAUAUCCAAUCCAUUACUGUCAUUUUCUCACUAAACACAAAGCAGUGUCAUCUCUGCUCUUCCAAAUUACUCUGAAGUAAACUGUGUGACAGUUAAAUAACCAGAUGCUAGCAUGUUUAGCAUGGUAUUUACCUUAAAGAUAUGUUGACUGAAUAUGGGAUUGAAUACAUUGUAUACCUAAGUAUAUCUCAGUGUAAGACGGCUGUUUGCUGAAUAUAAAAUCUUUCAGUGAACCAAGACAGUUAUUAAGGUGACUCAUGGUAAUGCAGCUGACUGACCUCAUCUGCAUAUAAUGUAGAUGUAAAUUAUUAAGUCAGUGUAUAUGUACUGUAUAACUGCUUUUAUUCAUAUAUAUAUAUAUAUAUAUAUUAUAUAUAUAUAUAUAUAUAUAUAUAUAUAUAUGUGUGUGUGUGUGUGUGUACACAUUGUUUCUAACUAUUAUUUGUAGCAACUUGAUCAAAUAUGUCACUUGCCUUAAGUGGUAUCCAAGCAACUGACUUCCAUUUAAGCAAAGGUGUAAGGACGUUUGUUUACAGCACUUUUAUCUGCAUUUUGUAAUUUUUUUUAUCUGAAAUGGUCAUUUUAUACUUCUUUCAGUGUUCACUAGCAGACCACUAAAUAUUUACCACGCACUGUUCUGAAUAUGUUGCCACAGCCAACAUUUUUACGUGUACACUCGAUGUCGUCCAUUUUCAUUUCAAUAUUCUCUAACACAGUCGUUUUGUACCAAAAAAACUGUUGAUUUACAGGAUCACAAUAAAGUGUCACCAAAAUCGUGGCAACUCA
Lates calcarifer (barramundi perch) is the source of this 3148-nucleotide messenger RNA. RefSeq names its product vasohibin 1 (gene vash1). Gene Ontology annotation, biological process: regulation of angiogenesis. Bases 756 to 1763 code for a protein of 335 amino acids. The record is from RefSeq and is a predicted model, not a curated record. Gene Ontology annotation, cellular component: cytoplasm. Lineage: Eukaryota; Metazoa; Chordata; Actinopteri; Centropomidae. The transcript has 7 exons.